This is a messenger RNA of Osmia lignaria (orchard mason bee), 883 nucleotides long. RefSeq names its product FGF signaling regulator protein canopy b (gene CNPYb). The record is from RefSeq and is a predicted model, not a curated record. Lineage: Eukaryota; Metazoa; Arthropoda; Insecta; Hymenoptera; Megachilidae.
AAACAUGAGUGGAUAUAGUAACUGAUCGCUUAUCCAGAAUCUUGUAUUUGUAUUAAGUUUUAAUAUAUUUGCAAAAAUGUUAAUAGAAAAAAUUUAAAUGUGAUUGGGAGGGGCUAAUAUACAGCUGACGAAUAAAUGCUUUUAUUCAUUCCAUAACCGAACAGUUCCUUUUUAAUUUUCCGACCGAAUAAUGUACGCUUUAACACAAAUUUUGUUAACGCAUUUACUAUUUUCCUAUUUUGUAAUCGGUGGUCCCGAAGAAGAGCAAGGUGUAAAAUAUGCGAACAAGUGCGAAGUUUGCAAAGUUGUUGCCACGGAAUUAGAAGCAAGAUUAGAUGAAACUGGUAAAACGCGAGAUGUGCUCGAGAUUGGUUAUUCGGUCGACGAUGUUUUGCCCAAGAAAAAGAAGGAAUACAAGAAAUCAGAAUUACGUUUAUUAGAAAGUAUGGAGGAUCUUUGCGAACGUAUAUUGGAAUAUAACAUUCACAAGGAACGUUCAGAUAGUACAAGAUUUUCUAAAGGAAUGAGCCAAACCUUCAAAACUCUUCAUGGACUUGUGGACAAAGGUGUCAAGGUGGAACUAGGAAUUCCAUAUGAAUUAUGGGAUAAACCAUCAGUGGAGAUAACAACUUUAAAAUCACAAUGCGAAGAUUUACUGGAAAAUCAUGAGUCUGAUAUUGAAGAGUGGUAUUACAAUUAUCAAAAAGAAAUUCCUUUAAUUAGGUACUUGUGUUCAGAGAGGGCUUUGAAGGGUGGUGAUGAUUCUUGCCUUAAAGAAAAGGGUGAAACUAACAGUGAUACAAAGGAAAAGAAAAAGAAGAACAAAAAGAAGAGUACAAAAACUGAGGAUACAGAAAAAGAGGUUAAAGAAGAAUUAUAAAAG